AUGCAGUGGAAGAAAGAUGACUUAUUCGAAGGGCUUCGCAAGUUGCCGCGUACCCCGGGGGAACUGUUCGGUCACCGAAACAAACUCAAUUUUAUUCUGCAGAAGCGGUUCUUCAUAGCACCGGAUAUGGUUGAAUUAGCGCUUAAUCGGCAGAAUGGUGAGCAGUUCAACCGGUGCUACGCUAAACUAGUAAUGCAGGCUGUAGCGAAGUUUAACAACACCACCCGCAGUCAACUGAAGGUUCGCGUCGACCCCCGACUUCCGAAGGGACUGCAACUCAUUCAGCCAGAUGACAAAGAUACCGGAGCAAACUUGAAAUCCAAGAAGUCAGAGAAAGCAGCAAGCGGGCGUUUAAAUGCAUUUAGCAACACAACUUCGGGGCAACAACGAAAACCUCAACAGCGUCAGCAGUCGCGGUAUUGCAGUCCCCAAAGCGGUGGAGUAUCUCCACGAGUAGUGAUGCCAAUCGACCCAGCCGAAAGGGAUUGUCUCUACGCCACUUAUCUUAGAGCUCGGACCCCACAAAGUGGUACACCUGAUUAUUCGGAUAUGAUGCUACAGAGCCCAAGCUGUGCAACUGAUGGUAAAACAACCAUGUUUUCUGAAGAUGGGUCGAGCGCUCUGCGGUCAGCGACGCGCCGCUCCGCGGGUGAUGUCCAUUUUGCUACUCCACCGGUAUUUAAGGGGUUUGAAAGAACACUUGAAUUGACGCCAGCUGACUCUCCUACCGAAAGUUUACCUCUGCAUUUCUAG
Molecule: messenger RNA, 753 nt
Organism: Trypanosoma brucei brucei TREU927
Lineage: Eukaryota; Euglenozoa; Kinetoplastea; Trypanosomatida; Trypanosomatidae
Exons: 1
Coding region: 1-753 (250 amino acids)
Source: RefSeq, a predicted model, not a curated record